Messenger RNA from Siniperca chuatsi (mandarin fish), 4245 nucleotides. RefSeq names its product interleukin 20 receptor, alpha (gene il20ra). The record is from RefSeq and is a predicted model, not a curated record. NCBI's taxonomy places the organism in Eukaryota, Metazoa, Chordata, Actinopteri, Centrarchiformes, Sinipercidae. The coding region runs from base 332 to 2350 and encodes 672 amino acids. The transcript has 7 exons. Gene Ontology annotation, molecular function: protein binding.
AGUAAGGUCACAUUCCUUCCUCAUACACGGAAACCUGUCGCAGGGUUUGUUUUACUUUAACUUUAAAUCGUUGAGGUUUUACCGGUUGGCGGUCACCCGAUAUCCAACCACUUCGACUUAAUCCACACUUCUUUUUUUUUACUUCCUCCUUGAACAUGUAUUUGUUUGCUUUUUAGCUGAUUUAUUUUAAUCGUGUCGAGAAAUGUCGGGUCGCUGACAGGUGAAAGCUACUGUCGGAUCAGCUGACGGAGCCUACAGAGCCGACAAGAGGAGCUGCCGGAAGGUUUAAAAUGUUGGUGUUUCUUUUUAAACAUGACCACUUCAUACAGAGAUGUGGACAGUGUUAAUUUUUCUCAACCUUGGGGCUCUGCACUGCGCAGUCUCCUCCGCUCCUCCCAGCCCCAUCAAUGUCAGCUUCUCCUCAGAGAAUCUCAGGAAUAUUCUGCAGUGGUUACCAGGAAAUGGCACACCGGAUGACACACUCUUUACAGUGCAGUAUGCCAUCUACGGGGACAGUGCUGAGGGCAGCAAAGGAAGACGGGUGCGCUGGAUGGCGGUGCGGCAGUGUACAAAAAUAAUGCGGAGCUGGUGCGAUCUGAGCAAUGAGACAAGGGAUCUGGAGCAGGGAUACUAUGCCAGGGUUCGUGCUGCGAGCAGGACAGCAUCCUCCACAUGGGCCUUGACAGGGAGAAGAUUCGAUCCAAUUUUGGACACUUCUUUUGGCCCUCCACUGGUGUCUGUGGAAAGAGAGGACAACACUGCCAUCAUCACUCUGAAGGGACCAAUGAGGUAUCAGCCUAACAACCACACCCCAGGGGUUCCCAUGGCAACACUCUACCCUCAGAUGACUUACAACCUCUCUAUCCACAAUACCCGUCGCGGCCAGACGAGCCAUUUCCCAGUGGGCUCCAGUCCGUACAUUUAUCGCCUGAUGGAGUACGAUACAGACUACUGCUUCUCUGCCAAGACAAGAUUCCUCUCCAUGCCUGUCCAAUGCCAGUCCUCAGGAUGGCACUGCAUAACCACUCCUCCAGACCCUGUGAUUGGCCAGCUGAAGACGGUGGUUGUGGGUAUUGUUGUUUCAUCUGUGUGCGUGUGUAUGCUGGUGGUGGUUGGCUACCUUCUCUAUCACUACCUGACGGGGAAAGGACAGAAGAGCCCAUAUAUACUGAACCCGCCUUCUUUUCAUCCGAACACUCUGAUCAUCCCCCCUGAGAAUGUCAGCAUCAUCCUCUUCACCGUCAUUAAGCCAUCUGACAUCGAAAGCAUCAUAUCAGACCCUACAUGCCCAAACCCGUGGCCACACAACGCAGAUCCCCCACCAAGCUAUGCCCCUCAGAGAUCUGAAACACCUGAGCCCGAGGAACCCUGGGAUGAUUUGUCCAUUGACUAUGGGUUUAUUGGCGUAGCUCCUAAAAUAGAUGUCAGAGGAGAAGAAGAAAAAAGAGAGAGGAGGCAUGACAGAGGAGAAGAUGGGAAUAAUCUGAAUCUUGAGGAUGGUCACUCUGCUGGAGUUUAUGCUCCUCAGGCAAAGUCAACCCACACAUGCUCACAAACACACAUGCUGAUACACACACAGACAGAGAUGAGCACACUUGUACAGGCGCACGCAUGUUCACAGGUAAAUUCAGUGACUCAAACUCAGGCACCAUCACUGUCUCUUCAGGGAACAACCAAAGGAGAGGUGGACAGAAAGAAGGAGGAUAAAGAGUUUCCAGGUUUAUUUAUAAAUAAAACCCCACAAACUGGCCUCUUCCAUAUUUCUUUAAAUCUACAAACAAAGAAGGAGGGAGGAAUGGGGGAAGAGAUGGAUGGAAAGGUGGGAGUAAGAACAGAUGGAAAGAUAGAUGGAGGUGUGGAGGAAGGAAGCGAGAAUGAGGAAGUACCCCUUCUUUCUGCUUAUGCCACUCAGAACAUCAAAGACAUGUUUACCUCCCACGCUGACCAAUCAGAUUUCUUACCAGAUGACUAUGGUGUCCUGAGACUGGCUAUAGCACAUAAAAUAGAGGAAGAUAAGGAUGAUGAGGAGGAAGAGGAGGAAACUAUUUGUAUUAAUUGGGAUCCCAAGACCAGGAAACUAGUGUUGCCAGAGAUGGCGAUGGAGUUCAACAAGGAGGGAGGGUUGGAUGGGUGGAUGCAGGGAAAGAAAGGGAGGGAGAACAGGGUGGGAGGAGAGGAGGAGUAUGUGAUGAAGGGUGAGUUGAGGUUGGAAAAUGUGAUUGUCAGACAAACGUCCGAGGAAGAGGAAGAGGCAGAGGCGCAGAGGGAGAUGGAGAGAGGUGGGGAAACAAUGUGGGAGGCGGAUGAUAUUUUGACCAAAUGGAACUUGGUAAUCUCGAUGGAUCAGUAGAUGAUAUUCAUCAAUAUAUUUACCCCAUUAUUACAAAAAAUGCUCUUUGUCUGCACUUAUACUGUACACUUUACAUAUUUAACACCAUGAUAGAAAUAAAAAUCAUGAAAAUGUCAUUGUACAAAAUCAGUUUUAUUUAAAAUACACGUCAAAAUAUGAAAUUCUUAGGAGCACUUAGUACUGUAGUAGGGUUACUUUUACAUCUGUGAAUGUUGCUGCUUUAUUUUUAUUAUCAUGACUUAUGGUUUAUUUGAUUAACAAAUCAUGCUAAUCAGCAUGAACACUUACAAAAUAAUCAAACUGUGAUCAACAAGGAAAUGAUCUUGCCAAUCUUGCCACCUUAAUUUUGAGCAAAAUGUCCUUUGGAAUGCAAUUCCUUAAUUGAUGUAUUGUAUAUUUAUUUGUGCUUCAUAUGAAGUCAAAGUUCUUCUUAGAGAUAACCUGCAGCAAAGUAUUUCUUCCUGAUUAAACGUUGUGUGAUGUAAGUGUAAACCAUGCACGCCAUGGUCACCACCGCAUCAGAUCUCAACCCAACAAGGCACUAAUGGACUGUUUUGGACUGGUGUCUGACACAUGGUUUUCCAAAACCAUCAUCAAAAUACCAAAUUAUAGAUUUUUUUGUGGACAGAUUGCCAAAUCUUUGUGAUUGUGAUCUUUGUGAGUCUCGCGAUUUAGUGGUAGUACAAAAAGCUUUUUCUUUUACUUUUGCAGUUUGUUUUGAUAUUCUAUGUGACCACUGUUUACUGUAGAUAUUCUGUGACUGUACAUAUCCGUGUUUAUUUGAUAAUGUUGUCAAACAGUAGUAGUUGUAAGUACUUUUGGUUUUGGUUUAGCAUCAGUCUGUUCCUGUUUUAGUUCCUGGUGAAGCACUUAAACUGUUCUUGUUGAGAGACUGUGGGACAUUAUUUGUUUAUAUUUUGGUAAAUUGGGCUGAAUCAUAAUGUAAUUAAUUCCUCAUUCUGUUCAGUCCGUAAUUGCAGCAUGCUUUUUAAUAAUACUAAUUAGAAAUUUAAUUUCAUUAACUUAGAAAUGCUAAUGUUCAGAGGAAAAGGACAUGUAUGUUUGUUCAAAUAUGAUGAAGUCAAAGCUAUAGCACUUUACUCUUGACCUACAGUAUGUGUCAAUAUUAUCUGUGCCAUUGUACUAAAAAAAGUCAUCAUUUUGCAAUCAUCAUUUCCUUUCUUUUCUGUUAUAAUUACUGUCAGCAGUAUCACUUUGUCUUGUUUUUUUUUAAGUGAGAUGUUCAGAAGCUUGUCAGGAUACUUUAUGCUGUCUCAUCUACAAAUGAUUAGACUUCAUUAUUUGCUACUGUCGUAAUUAUGUAAUGAUUAAAGCACCUUGAGUAAAUAUCUUCACUUGCACUUUUGUACCUUUGUUUGUUAUUCAGAAGAAUGCUACAUACAUUAUUUUCAUUAGUUUCAUUAUGUAAUAAUCAUUACGCUCUUUUGUUAAUGUUGUUUCUCUUGCUCUUUGUUUGUUUUCCUGCCAGCAUGAAGUCAUAACUACUCAAAAUGUUAUAUGAAGGAAAUUUUAAUGAUACAUUUUGUACGCUAACCUUCUCCACACAACAGCUACCGGCAUUGUGCUAUCUCAUGGUCUCAUUUUGGAAAUUUCUGGCAGUGAAUUACUGUGACCUGCAUGUCUCCCAAGCCACAGUAAGGGGGAAUUAUGAAACUCCACAGUUACAUUUAAUUACCGAUUCAUGUAUUUACAAAAUAUAUUAUUUAAAUAUAAUAUAUAUAUAUAUUUUGUUGCUGUGCAUGAAGUUGUAUCCAUUUUGUUACAAUGGUUUUACUCUGGGAAAGAAGUCAGUGAUAUUUUUGUCAUAGUUUUGUAAGUUGCAAGACAUAAUUAUUGUAUAUUCAAAAUAAAUAAUAAAGUGAACUUGUUAACUA